Ophidiomyces ophidiicola is the source of this 1731-nucleotide messenger RNA. RefSeq lists its product as uncharacterized. The transcript has 2 exons. NCBI's taxonomy places the organism in Eukaryota, Fungi, Ascomycota, Eurotiomycetes, Onygenales, Onygenaceae. The record is from RefSeq and is a predicted model, not a curated record. Bases 1 to 1731 code for a protein of 576 amino acids. Gene Ontology annotation, biological process: carotene catabolic process. Gene Ontology annotation, molecular function: carotenoid dioxygenase activity.
AUGAGGCGUUUGGUUCUUCUGGCUAGCCACCUGCUGGCCAGCGACGACAAACCUCCUUCAAAAUCCUACGAUGACUGGCCAAAUUCCCAAGGGUUCAAUACGACCUACGAAGAGAGGACUCCAGUAGAGCUUGAGGUUGACGGAAUAAUUCCCUCUUGGGCUGCAGGCACUCUUUACCGCUCAGGCACCGGACACGCCGAGAUUAAAACUGAGAAAAACGGCACAUUCAAGACGAGACAUUGGUUUGACGGCCUAGCUAUCGUGCAUCGAUUCCAAAUUCUUCCUCCCGACCAAGACCACCCAGCCGUGCGGGUGGUCUAUAACUCUCGCAGUACCUGUGAUGGUCUGAUCGACCAGAUCCAAAAAACUGGCGAUCCUCGACUGAUGUCUUUUGGGAGAAGAUAUGACCCCUGCCGAAGUUUUUUUCAGAAAAUCGCCUCUGUUUUCAGAGCGAUGGAGAGUCCUGCUCCUAACGAAGUGUCAAUGUCGAUUACUCUGUCUGCUUCCUUUCCUGGGCUGGAGAAGCUUGAGAAAAAAACAAGCGACCAGGCGCCGGGUAGAGUGCGCAAUCUCAUCAAUAAAACCGACAAUUCAAACCUCCAGUCACUUGACCCGGAAACCCUUGAACCUAUAGGUUUAGCUUCGCAGGCCAUUCUUCACCCGGACUUAACGGGACCCUUUUCCGCUGCCCAUGCUAAAUCUGACCCCGUAACGGGUGAUGUAUAUAACUAUAAUUUACAGCCUGGGCGCAAAGGGACCUAUCGCGUAUUUUGCGUUUCCGCUUCUACAGGCAAGACGUCCAUCCUCGCUACCAUAUCCGCAGAUGCGUCCUACCUUCACUCGUUCUGCCUGACAGAAAAUUAUGUUGUUCUUUGUGUAUGGAACUCCUUCUACGCCGCGGGCGGUAUUGGAGUCCUGUGGAACCGAAACAUCAUGGACGCUUUGUCAUAUGAUCCAUCACGUCCUGCGCGAUGGUACGUGGUAGACCGCCGCCCCUCUGAGGCUGGGGGUAGAGGUCUUGUAGCUUCUUACACAAGUGACCCGUUCUUUUGCUUUCAUACUGUCAACGCUUUUGAAGAAAAAGUGGACUCAACUGGCAAAACUGACAUCCUUGCUGACAUGAUUAUAUACAACAACUUAAAUUGCAUUUCCGAGUUUUAUCUUGAACACUUGAUUGGUAACCACCAGUCUAGUUCCUCUGCAGCUAAUUCGAAGUACACUACCCUUUUAACGCGCUUCCGCCUGCCCUCGUUACCGCCUUUGGAUACGAGGUCAUGCCAACCAUCAAAACAAGCUGUGAUUGAAGUUCAGAGCGAUCUCGAAGAAAUUUUUGAAUUGCCUACUCUAAACCCUCGCUAUGUUACACACCCACAUCGCUAUAUUUACGGGGUGAGACAUACGGGUAGCAGCACUUUCUUCGACGGGCUUGUCAAAUAUGAUGCAAAGCGCCAAACGGCUACAUAUUGGAAGAACCCCUCACAAUAUGCCGGGGAGCCUAUUUUCAUUCCUAGAAAGCAAACCAACGGCGACCCAUUGGAUAAUAUUGAUGAAGAUGAUGGGGUGCUACUGUCGGUAGUCUUGGAUGGGACCGCAGGCAAGUCGUAUCUUCUAGUUCUCGAUGCCAGAACUAUGAAGGAAGUUGCAAGAGCAAGUGUGAAAGGCGCUAUUGGGUUCGGUUUUCAUGGUACACACGUUCCUAGUUUUGAGGGCGAAAAGGCCUUGGACUUUUGA